Molecule: messenger RNA, 406 nt
Organism: Elaeis guineensis (African oil palm)
Lineage: Eukaryota; Viridiplantae; Streptophyta; Magnoliopsida; Arecales; Arecaceae
Source: RefSeq, a predicted model, not a curated record
UAUGGUGUAAACCUGAAACACCAAGAGUAUUUUGCUGACAGUCCCUCGACUGGAAUGGAUCCUUCGUCAAGAGAAGAAUAGUUAAUGAUGGAUGAUGUCUCUGACUUCCUCAGGACCCAUUGGAGAGGCUGAAGGCCGUUUACUUGGGCAGUUAGAGGCCAUGUUGGGGUCAUUGAUGUAUUAUUAUUUUUGAUUGAUCACUACUAUCAUUGGUUCUCCAUUGUUGGUUUCUCUGAUCAUAUGUGACGAGCUUCAGCUAGCAUAUGUUGUAGAGUCACUACUGUCAAAGCCAGACAUUUGUGGUAGAAGUUACAGGCCAACUCUAUUUGCUUUGUCCUAUUUUUCGGCUUUCUGAAAACAUGCUGUAUGUUUCACCUAUUUAUUCCAUGGUUCUGUUUUUGCAAUA